Messenger RNA from Dioszegia hungarica, 564 nucleotides. RefSeq lists its product as uncharacterized. Lineage: Eukaryota; Fungi; Basidiomycota; Tremellomycetes; Tremellales; Bulleribasidiaceae. Bases 1 to 564 code for a protein of 187 amino acids. The transcript has a single exon. The record is from RefSeq and is a predicted model, not a curated record.
AUGUCUUCCCCUCACACCGGAUCUACCUGGCCCGCGCCCGUGCGGCGCAUCGUCACCUCUCACCUUCCCUCCUCUACCCCCGGCUCCUCCGUGAACCAAACAACCGACCUUGUCCCCCUCCGUCCCGUCCUCUCCGGCGCCGCCGUCGUCCCCCUGCACUCCUCCCUCGGCUGCCCAACCACCUCCACCCCCUACCUCUCCUCCGAAGACAUCACGGCGGCCAUGGACCGCGUUCCCGGCGUCCUCAUGCCCAACGGUGUCAACUGUCAAAUGACCGACCUGAAGCCCGGCUUCCAGGUGCCCAUGCACCGGACCAACUCGGUGGAUUACAAUAUCGUCACCGGCGGGAGUGUCUGGCAUAUCACGCCGACGGGGAAGAAGGGGGCGGAUGGGACAGAUGAGGAGGAGCGGGUGUUGGUACGAGUGGGAGAGGUGGUGGUUCAGAGGGGGACGUUGCAUGCUUGGGAAGCAGGACCGGAGGGGGCGAGAUGGGUCUGCGUGGUGAUUGCGGCGCUGCCGGUGGAGAUCGAUGGGAAGUCGCUGGAGGAGGUAGCUUUUGCUUGA